Messenger RNA from Malania oleifera, 1810 nucleotides. Its product is annotated as protein ALP1-like. The record is from RefSeq and is a predicted model, not a curated record. The transcript has a single exon. NCBI's taxonomy places the organism in Eukaryota, Viridiplantae, Streptophyta, Magnoliopsida, Santalales, Ximeniaceae. The coding region runs from base 49 to 1422 and encodes 457 amino acids.
UUCGCGACAAAAGAGAGAGAGAGAGAGAGAGAGAGAGGGAAAAAGAAAAUGGAUUCUCGGGCUUUGGCAGCUUUACUUUCUUCCCUUGUCUCUGAACUUGUCCUGCUGCUGUUGCUCCUUUUCCCUUCAACUCCUCUCUCCAUCACCGCCAAUUUCAAUUCCAAUUCCAAUUCUAAUUCCAAUAAUUCCGAUCCCCCCACUCCCAAUUCCGGCGCAAAUCUUUUCCAUCUGAUCCAGUAUUUCCUCUCCUCCUCCGAAGUCGCUGCCUCUCUUGCACUGCUCGCCGUUUCCAAGAAACGGAAGAGAACCCAUGACCCAGAAUCCGAUUCUGAUUCCGGGGAUGAAGAGAAAGAGACCGAACCUGGGAUUCGACUCGGCGGCGAUGCCUGGGCGCAGCUGAGUCUAGCUCGGAGUCCCGACUCGUUCAAGCUCUGUUUCAGAAUGACUUCCUCCACGUUCGAGUGGCUCUCCGGCCUGCUGGAGCCAUUGCUCGAGUGUCGUGACCCGGUUGGGUUGCCGCUGAAUCUUUCAUGCCAGAUUCGACUCGGCAUCGGGCUUUUUCGGCUGGCCACCGGGUCUGAUUACCCGGAACUAGCUCGGCGGUUUGGGGUUUCCGAGUCCGUGACCCGGUUUUGUGCCAAGCAGUUGUGCCGCGUUCUCUGUACAAAUUUCCGGUUCUGGGUCGCCUUUCCGGGCCCCGCAGAUCUUGAAUCCGCGUCGGCUGAGUUUGAAAAUCUCACCGGAAUGCCCAAUUGUUGUGGUGUAAUUGAAUGUACAAGGUUUAAGAUCCUUAGAAGUAGUGGGCAUAGAUUGUCGUCGGAAAAGGAAGAUCAAUUUUUCGAAGAGACUAUCGCUGCUCAAAUUGUGGUCGAUUCGUCGUCAAGAAUUCUGAGCAUUAUUGCGGGUUAUCGCGGCGAAAAGGGCAAUUCACGGGUUCUGAAGUCGUCGACUCUGUAUAAAGACAUCCAAGGAGGCAGCUUAUUGAAUGGUCCGUCGGUUUUUGUGAAUCGGAUUGCGAUAGAUCAAUACUUGGUCGGAAAUGGAGGGUACCCUUUGCUUCCUUGGUUAAUGGUUCCAUUUGUUGCUCCCGUCGCUGGAUCGUGCGAAGAAAAUUUCAAUGCUGCACAUAAUGCAAUGCGGCUUUCGGCUAUUCGAACUUUGGGGAGUUUGAAGAACUGGGGCGUUCUGAGCCGUCCGAUGCAGGAGGAGUUCAAGACAGCCGUCGCAUAUAUUGGUGCUUGCUCGAUUCUUCAUAAUGUUUUGCUAAUGAGGGAUGACAAUUCGGCUUUGGAAGAUUACCCAUUUCAUGAUCAGAGCUCUCAGUCCUGUUACUACAGGGAUACUAGCUUGGAGGGGAAUUUGAUGGAGAAGAAGGCUUCUGCCAUAAGAAAUGCAUUGGCUACAAGGGCAAGAGUGUUUUAAAAUUUAAAGCUUCAUAUGACUCCUGGAUUUUUGCGGCAAGAGAUUGCAGCCCAACUAAGUGAUUGCUUUUUGUAGGUUUCAAAUGAUGAAGCUGUUCUGGCUUUCUUUAACAUUUCUGAGGUAGGUAGCUUAGUAAUUUCUUUUGACAGUCACUAUGGUCCUUCUGACUAAAGAUUUUUCUUGACAUUUUUUGAGUUAGGCAACGAUUUUUUCUUGCUUUUGAAUUGGUUUUGGAAGAUGUACCCAAAUUAGCAUUUUUUUUUUUAUUAUUAGAAUGCAACGAAAUGGGUUUUUUUUUUCCUGUUGAAAUUGUAAAUGCUAUCUGUGGCGUUGUUUCUUUCCUAAUAGUGAUAUAUUUUUUUCCCUCCUAAUUCGAAUAAAGCUGCUC